Molecule: messenger RNA, 1595 nt
Organism: Colletotrichum navitas
Lineage: Eukaryota; Fungi; Ascomycota; Sordariomycetes; Glomerellales; Glomerellaceae
Exons: 7
Coding region: 298-1503 (401 amino acids)
Source: RefSeq, a predicted model, not a curated record
CGUCCAAUGAUGCCGUGCUCAUUUUAACCGGUUAUGGACGACCGUUUCCCCUCACGAGCCCUGCAAGUCUGUCACUGUGAUGUGGUGUUCCCCUGGGCUGGAUCGGCCUAGUCUCUGCAGGUAGAUGAGUUCCCCCGUUCUCAGCACGAGGACGGUCCUGGAGACUGUUAAAAAGAUUACCGAGAUCCUCUCGUUGGGCUUUAUGCCCGUCCUUGUGAACUUUAUGACUCUUUUACGACCUCACUCUCUCGUACGCGCGCGCUAUCAUCGCUGCAGGCGUUACUGCUGCUUGCCGCCAUGUCUUCGACCACGAACGUCGACCCGGCGCGCGCCAAGGAGAGCAAUACCGAAAUGAUCCUGGCCGUGACGGGGUUUUUCCACGCGCUCGCUCUCCUCUUCGUCGGUCUCCGAACAUACACACGCGUCAUCAUCGUCAAGUCGAUGGGUAUCGACGACUACAUAAUGAUGAUGUCUGCGCUAUGUGCUCUUGGUGGAGGAAUGGCCGUCUUUGUCAUCCAAUCAUUUCACGGCCUCGGCAAACAUAAGGACACCAUUAGCAAGCCAGACAAUGUCUUCUUUCUGAAAGUCGGGUUUUUUCAGUCCAUAAUUUCCGCCAUCGCCGCGUUGGCAUUCCUCAAGAUAUCUAUUGCCAUGUCGUUGCUUCGACUAAGCAGGAACAAAUGGUAUUCACGAGCCUUAUGGGCACUGAUCGUUUUUGUCAUUCUGUAUACGAUCAUGGCAUGGUUGAGCUUUUUCUUGUACUGCACGCCAUUGGAGGGUUAUUGGGACAGGAGGUUGAAGCCCAAGUGUUACCCCCUCAAGUUGUUCAUCAACUUUGCUCUCGUCAAUACUUCAUUCAACAUUUUCACCGAUGUUUGCUUUGCUACUCUGCCCAUCCCAAUCAUUUGGGUGCUGCAGAUGAAGUUGCGCACCCGAAUUUAUCUGGUCGGUAUUUUGAGUCUUGGCUAUAUAGCUGUUAUCAUGGGGAUCGUCAAAGCUUUCUUCCAGAUUGCCCAACCAGACAACAAAGACUCCACCUUCCUCCAAAGUAUACAAUUCUGGGGCUUCCUCCAGCUAAAUCUCGGCAUCAUCGCCGCUUGCGCGCCAUCAUUGAGGCCCCUCGUCGGCCGCGUCCUGAAGUUAAACGCGGGCCGCCUCUAUAAUGACGCCAACCUCUACGAGAACCGAUACCCGACUGGCCCGACUGGUAGAACUGUAACAAUCACUGCGAGCGCCAAGAGACAGGGAUAUAGGGAGCAAAGCAGCCAGAGCAGCCAGAGCGCGCCGGAUUUUGAGCUCGAAGAAGGGAAGUUCUCGCAGAGCGCAGAGUCCCGGCGCCAGGCGAGCAUCAGGGGCAAAAGCCGACCGAGAGCUGUGCCGGUGUACCAGAAGAACAGUCUGGAAGAUAGGUCAGGGAGCGAGGAGAUGAUCCUAGACACGGACAGCAGGGCUCCGGGGAGCAGGGGCAUCAUGAGGACGACGGAGGUACACAUUCAGCGCUAAAACGCAGAAGUCUUGAAAACCGAACAAUCCGAACACAUAGCCGUGAUGGCUGGGUAACACCAAGUUAGCUGUUGGUGUAGGCCGCAUGCGGA